AAAAGCGCUGAUCAACAUGGCAACGACAGGAUAUAGCCACGAACUAUUAUAAUGACUAUAGAAAAGAAUAUUCUCACCGGUUAAUCAUUAUCAUUGACUUGCCUUAGACUAUCUUAUCUAGACUGUCUCCUCAUUUGCCAUUUCACCUUCAUGACAACCACAACCUGAAGGCAAUGUCCAUUCGUUGCCGUCCAUACUGUACCAGAAUGGACCAACUUUCUACAUGAGGGAUUUCAAACAUAAAAUAUGGCUGUUUCUCAGGCGCACCUUUGGAUUUUAGUUAUAUUAAUUUUUCCCAAAUCAAACUGGGGAUUGUUAUCUGACUUUAAGAUUUGUGGUGAUUCUGAAUGUGAACGCUUGAUGAGCCGCGUGCAGGCAACAAGAAACCACAAAGGACAGGAUUGCAGGUUCCUCAACUUCAAAAAAGGAGAUGACAUAUUUGUUUACCACAAACUCACAGGGAAGAGAGAUGACCUGUGGGCAGGGAGUAUUGAUAAACAGUUUGGGUACUUUCCAAAGGAUGCAGUUAAAGUUGAUGAAAUGUUCACAGUCACAGAGGAAGUAAUAGCCACAAAGGAUCACGACUUCUUCUGCAUAGACGCGUAUGGCAGUUUGAUUGAGAUAGACGUCAGCAAGUCAAACGAAGAAGAGGAGCGUAUUGUUUCAGAGACUUUAAUAACAGCCACCAGUGAUGAGGCUCAGACUGCAUCAGAGAAUGUGUUGGUGCCCAAAGGCUCAUCAGACAACGCUGAGAGAGACAGCAGUACUGAGCAGGCAGAGAGGGAAACUGAAAUCACCGACAGUGAGCAAGCCUCCGUCCCCAGUCAUGAGAAGGGCACAGGGACCAGUGAGACCAGCCAGGCUGGAGUACCAUCAGGUAUCUCUGAAGAUACACGUGAACCUUCCCCCAGCGAACCACCAGGUGGGUCCUCUUGGAUUGGCUCCCCGGUCACAGACUGGCUGGGGUUUAGUGGUGGGGAAGAUGGAGCAGGAGGUAUAGGAGUAGUAGAUGGAGUAGGAGAACAGCCCAAAGAGUUCUUCAGGAAAAGGAAAUUGUCCAUAGAUUUAGAGGAGAACCAUCUGCAGGUGGAGACCAAGACCACGGUAUUCGGCUGGCUGGGGGAGGGGUUGACCAGUACCCUAGGGUUGGGUGGAGCUGCCCCUGAACCGGCUGUAUCAGGAAGUGAGACUGAGAUCAAAGAAGAAAAACCCACACAGUCCAGCUCUUGGUUGGACAUGGGCAUCAAUGUUCUAGGGUUCGGGCAGAGCAAUGAGGAUAAAGAGAGAGGGCCAGUGGAUGAAGACAUGAAGAAGAAUCACGAUCCGUCUGGAACAGCAGGGUCAAGAGAGCCAUCUAGUGUUCAACCUAGUCAGCCUCACAGCACUGAAGGGGAAGAUCAGAUAGGCCUACAGGCUCGUCAGGCCCUGGAAGAAACCUUAACUGACAGUCAGGUCAGGCAAGAUAAAGAUGAAAACUGGUACGGAAGCAUCUAUAACAACAUUGCAAGUCUAUAUGGAAACACGCCUGAGGUCGAUAAUGAACCGGAGGCUACAAUUAGGGAAACAGCAGAUCAUGAGUCCAUAGAAAGAGAGGCCGCAGAAAGAGAAGCUGGAGAAAUAAAGGGCGUCAAACAAGACGACACAGAAAAGGAGGCUGCUGAAAGAGAGGCCGCAAAACGAGAGGCGGCAGAAAAAAAGGCUGCAGAAAGUGUGGCCGUAGAGAGGGAGGCCGCAGAGAGGGAGGCUGCAGAGAGGGAGGCUGCAAAACAAAAGGCAGCAGAACGAGAUGCUGCAGACAGAGAAGCUGCAGAGAGGGAUGUUGUAGAGAAGGAGGCUGCAGUGAGAGAGGCUACAAAAAAAGAGGCUGUAGUCAGAGAAGCUGCAGAACAUGAGGCCACAGAAAGGGAGGCUGCAGAAAAGAAGGCUGCAGAGAGGGAGGCCUCAGAAAGGGAGGCUCCAGAAAGAGAGACCACAGAAAAGGAGGCUGUAGAAAGGGAGGCUGCAGAAAGAGAGGCUGCAGAAAUGGAGGCUGCAGAAACAGAGGCCACAAAAAGAAAGGUCACAGAAAGAGAGGCUGCAGAAAGAGAGGCCGCCGAAAGAGAGACCACAGAAAGAAAGGCGGCAGAAAGAGAGGCAGCAGAAAGGGAGGCUACAGAAAGAGAGGCUGUGAAACGAGAGGCUGCAGAAAAAGAGGCUGCAAAACAAGAGGCUGCAGAAAGAGAGGCUGCAGAAAGGGAGGCCGCGAAACGAGAGGCUGCUGAAAGGGAGGCUGCAGAAAAAGAGGCUGCAGAAAGAGAGGCCACGAAACGAGAGGCUGCUGAAAGGGAGGCUGCAGAAAAAGAGGCUGCAGAAAGAAAGGCUGCAGAAAGAGAGGCUAAAAAGAGGCUGCAAAACAAGAGGCUGCAGAAAGAGAGGCUGCGAAACGAGAGGCUGCUGAAAGGGAGGCUGGAGAAAGAGAGGCUGCAGAAAGAGAGGCAGCAGAAAGAGAGUCAGCAGAAAGGGAGGCUACAGAAAGAGAGGCCGUGA
Hypomesus transpacificus is the source of this 2526-nucleotide messenger RNA. RefSeq lists its product as uncharacterized. Gene Ontology annotation, cellular component: endoplasmic reticulum exit site; endoplasmic reticulum membrane. Gene Ontology annotation, biological process: endoplasmic reticulum to Golgi vesicle-mediated transport; protein secretion; vesicle cargo loading. The record is from RefSeq and is a predicted model, not a curated record. The transcript is spliced from 5 exons. NCBI's taxonomy places the organism in Eukaryota, Metazoa, Chordata, Actinopteri, Osmeriformes, Osmeridae. Bases 247 to 2526 code for a protein of 759 amino acids. Gene Ontology annotation, molecular function: protein binding.